Saimiri boliviensis boliviensis (Bolivian squirrel monkey) is the source of this 4829-nucleotide messenger RNA. Lineage: Eukaryota; Metazoa; Chordata; Mammalia; Primates; Cebidae. The record is from RefSeq and is a predicted model, not a curated record.
CUACGGGGAUCCUCCGAGCUUGCCUCACGGACGCAGGACACGACGCCAGCCGCCCGGACCUCUUUGAAGGCAGCGCAGGCGCAAUCCGAAGGCCACGGGCCGGAAGCGCCCCCCAGGCCCGCCCCCUGCUCGCCGGAUCCGGAAGCUGGGCAUCCGCAGCCGGCGCGGCGCCCUCCACGCACCGCCCCUCAUCAUGCUCCGCGCGCCCCGCCGCCUCCUCUGGACCUCCGUAGCGCCUGCUGCGGCCCUGGCUGCGGCGCUGUUCUCGUCGUUUGCGCGCUGCUCUCUUCUAGAGCCGAGGGACCCGGUGGCCUCAUCGCUCAGCCCCUAUUUCGGCACCAAGACUCGCUAUGAGGAUGUCAGUCCCGGGCUGCUGGCGGGCCCCGAGGCUCCGUGGCGGGACCCUGAGCUGCUGGAAGGGACCUGCACCCCGGUGCAGCUGGUGGCCCUCAUUCGCCACGGCACCCGCUACCCCACAGCCAAACAGAUCCGCAAGCUGAGGCAGCUGCACCGGCUGCUGCAGGCCCGCGGGUCCAGGGGUGGCGGGGCCGGUAGUACCGGCAGCCGCGACCUCGGUGCCGCGCUGGCCGACUGGCCUUUGUGGUACGCGGACUGGAUGGACGGGCAGCUGGUGGAGAAGGGACGGCAGGAUAUGCGACAGCUGGCGCUGCGUCUGGCCUCUCUCUUCCCGGCCCUUUUCAGCCUUGAGAACUACGGCCGCCUGCGGCUCAUCACGAGCUCCAAGCACCGCUGCGUGGAUAGCGGCGCCGCCUUCCUGCAGGGGCUGUGGCAGCACUACCACCCUGGCUUGCCGCCGCCCGACGUCGCAGAUAUGGAAUGUGGACCUCCAAGGGUUAAUGAUAAACUAAUGAGGUUCUUUGAUCACUGUGAGAAGUUUUUAACUGAAGUGGAAAGGAAUGCUACAGCUCUUUAUCAUGUGGAAGCCUUCAAAACUGGACCAGAAAUGCAGAACAUUUUAAAAAAAGUUGCAGCUACUUUGCAAGUGCCAGUGAAUGAUUUAAAUGCAGAUUUAAUUCAAGUAGCCUUUUUCACCUGUUCAUUUGACCUGGCAAUUAAAGGUGUUAAAUCUCCUUGGUGUGAUGUUUUUGACAUUGAGGAUGCAAAGGUAUUAGAAUAUUUAAAUGAUCUGAAACAAUAUUGGAAAAGAGGAUAUGGGUAUACUAUUAACAGUCGAUCCAGCUGCACCUUGUUUCAGGAUAUCUUUCAGCACUUGGACAAAGCAGUUGAACAGAAACAAAGGCCAAAGCAAAAUCUGUCCCCUUGUGUGAUCUCUGCACUAAUCAAUUAUUUGGAAAGCCAGCAGAAAUCCACCAAUGUAGUCUAUCAGGCCCACCAUGUGAGCAGGAAUAAGAGAGGGCAAGUGGUUGGAACAAGGGGUGGGUUCCGAGGAUGUACCGUCUGGCUAACAGGUCUCUCUGGUGCUGGAAAAACAACAAUAAGUUUUGCCCUGGAGGAGUACCUUGUCUCUCAUGCCAUCCCUUGUUACUCCCUGGAUGGGGACAACGUCCGGCAUGGACUUAACAAAAACCUUGGAUUCUCUCCUGGCGACAGAGAGGAAAAUAUCCGCCGAAUUGCCGAGGUGGCUAAGCUGUUUGCUGACGCUGGUCUAGUCUGCAUUACCAGCUUUAUUUCUCCAUUCUCAAAGGAUCGUGAGAAUGCCCGCAAAAUACAUGAAUCAGCAGGGCUGCCAUUCUUUGAAAUUUUUGUAGAUGCACCUCUAAAUAUUUGUGAGAGCAGAGAUGUAAAAGGCCUCUACAAAAGGGCCAGAGCUGGGGAGAUUAAAGGAUUUACAGGUAUUGAUUCUGAUUAUGAGAAACCUGAAACUCCUGAGCGUGUGCUUAAAACCAGUUUGUCCACAGUGAGCGACUGUGUCCAGCAGGUAGUGGAACUGCUGCAAGAGCAGAACAUUGUACCCCAUACUAUAAUCAAAGAUAUCCACGAACUGUUUGUGCCUGAAAACAAACUUGACCAAGUUCGAGUGGAGGCUGAAACUCUCCCUUCAUUAUCAAUUACUAAGCUGGAUCUCCAGUGGGUCCAGGUUUUGAGUGAAGGCUGGGCCACUCCCCUCAAAGGUUUCAUGCGGGAGAAGGAGUACUUACAGGUUAUGCACUUUGGCACCCUGCUAGGAGGUAUGGUGCUUCCCGAUGGCGUGAUCAACAUGAGCAUCCCCAUUGUACUGCCCCUCUCUACAGAGGAUAAGACACGGCUGGAAGGGUGCAGCAAGUUUGUCCUGGCAUAUGGUGGACGGAGGGUAGCUGUCUUACGAGACCCUGAAUUCUAUGAACACAGAAAAGAGGAGCGCUGUUCCCGUGUGUGGGGGACAACGUGUGCAAAACACCCCCAUAUCAAAAUGGUGAUGGAAAGUGGGGACUGGCUGGUUGGUGGAGACCUUCAGGUGCUGGAGAGAAUAAGGUGGAAUGAUGGGCUGGACCAAUACCGUCUGACACCUCUGGAGCUCAAACAGAAAUGCAAAGAAAUGAAUGCCGAUGCAGUGUUUGCAUUCCAGUUGCGCAAUCCUGUCCACAAUGGCCAUGCACUGUUGAUGCAGGACACUCGCCGCAGGCUCCUGGAAAGGGGCUACAAGCACCCGGUCCUCCUGCUGCACCCUCUGGGCGGCUGGACCAAGGAUGACGAUGUGCCUCUGGACUGGAGGAUGAAGCAGCAUGCGGCUGUGCUCGAGGAAGGGGUCCUGGAUCCUGAGUCAACCAUUGUUGCCAUCUUUCCAUCUCCCAUGUUAUAUGCUGGCCCCACAGAGGUCCAGUGGCACUGCAGGUCCCGGAUGAUUGCAGGGGCCAAUUUCUAUAUUGUGGGCAGGGACCCUGCAGGAAUGCCCCAUCCUGAAACCAAGAAGGACCUGUAUGAACCCACUCACGGGGGCAAGGUCUUGAGCAUGGCCCCUGGCCUCACCUCUGUGGAAAUCAUUCCAUUCCGAGUGGCUGCCUACAACAAAGCCAAAAAAGCCAUGGACUUCUAUGAUCCAGCAAGGCACAAUGAGUUUGACUUCAUCUCCGGAACUCGUAUGAGGAAGCUUGCCCGAGAAGGAGAGAAUCCCCCAGAUGGCUUCAUGGCCCCCAAAGCAUGGAAGGUCCUGACAGAUUAUUACAGGUCCCUGGAGAAGAACUAAUGCCUUUGGCUUUGGAGUUUCUUUCUGAAGUGCUCUUUGAUUACCUUUUCUAUUUUUAUGAUCACAUGCUUUAUAUUAAAUUGCUUCUCAAUGAUGCAUUUUAAUCUUUUAUAAUGAAGUAAAAGUUGUGUCUAUAAAGUCAACUUAUAUAUAUACACACACAAAGUCAAACUGAAGACCAAAUCUUUGCAGGUGAAAGCAAUAUUCUUAUGCAUUGCAGAAUAAAAUUAACUCUUUGUAUUCUCUACUGCAUCUGAGCAGGCAGAUCUCAGAUUUCUUAAGGCUUUGUUUGACCAUGUGUCUAGUUACUUGCCAAAAAGUGAAUACAUUUUCCAGCAUGUCUUGCCAACCUGCACUCUUCCAAUGUCAUUUGCCAGUUAUAGAAUAUGUCAGAUUAAGCAUCCUCUUCUGUAUAACUGACCAAAAAAAAAAAAAAUUUCUCACUCUAAAAGAAGUGUGGCUUACAUCAAGAUUCUUCCUGAUAUUUUACCUCAUACCUGUACAAAGCCUUACUGCCCAAAUACCUUAUGUUAAAGACUUGACUGGAGAAACAAAAUGUGCAAUAAUGUGAAUUUAAUCUUAGAAAUUUGUAAAGCUUCUUUCUGCCACACACAAAAGUUAUAUUGUCUAAUAAGAAGAGAAGUCUUAAUGACCUUCUGUGAAAAAUGCAACUCCAGUUAAAGUGACUUUUAAUAGCAUACAGUGCUUUGAUGAAGGAUUUGCACUGAGGGGUCAAACAAUGUGGCAAUGUCUUGGAAAGUUAUCUUUCCUGCUCUUUGCUGUGGUCACUGUGUCUUGCAGAAAGGCUGGGACUGACUGCAGCAACGUGAGCUGUAAUAAAAAAUAAGUCACAUUAUCAGACUAGCAAGGCACUAGAACUAGAAAAGACCACAGAAAACAGAAUCCAACCCUUUCAUCUUACAGGUGAAGAAACUGCAAUGAGGCAAAUGUAUGCACUUUGUAAGCUGCUGAGCACAGUAACAAAACUGUCACUUUGCCAUCGUUAGGAAGUACUGGUGGCAGUAAAAGAGCACCGAGUCCACUUGACUCCCAGUCUUGUGCCCUGUCUGCACCAGACAACACAGGAGCUGGGUCAGAUUCCCCUCAGCUGCUUAGCAAAGCUGCCAUCUUGGAUACUGAAAGAUCUUUUCUAAACUCCACUUAUUUUAUUGCAGUUGAAAAUAAAAAUUAAAAACUAUUCCAAAGAUUUCAAGCUGUUCUGAGACAUCUGAUGACUUUACUUCCUGAGAGGUAAUGUUUUUACUUUAUGCAUAAUUCAUUGUUGCCAAGGAAUAUAUGAAGAAACAGCACCUUUUAAUAUAUGUCUCUCUGGAAGAGACCUAAACUGGAAAGAGAAAACUGUGAUAAUUUUCAUAUUCUCAUUUUAAAAAAUGCUAAUCUUAACAAAAGUUCUUCUGAGAAUUACACACAAUGGCCACAGCAGUUUGUCUUAAUAGUGCAGUGCCUAUACUCACAUACUCAGUUACUAUUGCCUUACCGAAAAAAAACCAGCGUAUUUAUUGAAAACAUGAGACAGGAUUAUAGUGCCUUAACCAGAUAUAUUUUGUGAUUUUAAAAAUAUAUUUAAAACUGCUCUUCUGCUCUAGUACGACACUUAGUGCAAAUGAUUAUUUCUAUGUACAACUGAUGCUUGUUCUUAUUUUAAUAAAUUUCUCAGAGUGAA